AUGUGCUACCAACUCAUCGAACGCUUCUCCGUCUGCGGAUGUCUCUACUUCCAACACGCCAUCGACCCGUGCACGGCCUACGGCCAACGCGGCCACCAGAUCCAAGAGAAAACCGUUCUCGUGGGAUACGCCUGUCCGCGACACACGGGGAAACGGGCGCCGGAUGCGAGUGCCGCUGCCUGGACAGCGAGCUAG
Molecule: messenger RNA, 195 nt
Organism: Aspergillus ochraceoroseus IBT 24754
Lineage: Eukaryota; Fungi; Ascomycota; Eurotiomycetes; Eurotiales; Aspergillaceae
Exons: 2
Coding region: 1-195 (64 amino acids)
Source: RefSeq, a predicted model, not a curated record